This is a messenger RNA of Bicyclus anynana (squinting bush brown), 3025 nucleotides long. RefSeq lists its product as uncharacterized. The record is from RefSeq and is a predicted model, not a curated record. The coding region runs from base 327 to 2897 and encodes 856 amino acids. The transcript is spliced from 11 exons. Lineage: Eukaryota; Metazoa; Arthropoda; Insecta; Lepidoptera; Nymphalidae.
UGUGGUCACAGACUUUUUUUCGUAUUCGACUUGAGAAAUAGGCGAAAUUUUACAUAAUUUUUUACAUAAAAUGCUAGUUUUUAUGGAAGUAUAAUAUUAUAUUUUUAAUAAAAUGAAAUUUGAAAACCAUAAAAUUUAAUGAACGUUUACGUUCAAAUAAUAUUUAAUUGUUUCAAUUUUGUUACCGCGGGAAAACGGCGAUAGGUUUGACUACUAUAAUGGCCGCAAUAGCGCCAAUGCUUUUGGUGUUUGUUCGUAAAAUAUGAAUUCUGAUAUCAAAAUAAGGUGGUUACAUCCUGCCUCCUAUAUUAAAACGCAGGUUUAAAAUGGAUAUUAACGCUGAGGUCUCAAGGCAGUUGUCUCUGAUCGAUGCCCUCCUGAGCGAUUUUGACAAAACAAUUACACCAUGCGCUAACAAAAAGAAUGAGAAAAAAGAGGAAGAAACACAGGAUGCCAUGCCAGACUCUACAACCAACACGGAAAAGAAUAACGGAAACCCUUUCCACUGUGGUGAUGAUGUACUGGUGCCCAACAAGGAUGGAAAAUACUACUUAGGGACUAUAGUAGAGCUGAGCACCAGCAAUGACAACGACUCGUGCGAGGUGGGCGCGGGCGAGGCGCGCUGCCUGGUCAAGUUCGGCGACGGCACGCACGCGUGGGCGGCGGUGGCGACGCUCAAGCUGCUCAGCGCGCCGCCGCCCGACGACGGGCGCAUCAUGUGCGUGGUGUGCAAGCGGCGCGAGGGGCCGGCCGCCGGGCCCGCCGCCAACGCCAUCGUGGCCUGCGACAUGUGCGGCCGCGGCUACCACGCCAAGUGCCACACGCCGCCCGUCGACGCCUGGAUCACGGGAGCGUCGUGGCACUGCAAGCGAUGCGUGGACCAGCGGUACCGCGUGGCUGCGGCCGAGAACCGCGCACUGAAGCGGACGGACCUGUUCCGGUUCAAGGGCGGCCAGCAGAGGCGGCAGCAGCAAGAACUCACGGCGCCGUGUGACACUGCUUCCACGACGUCGUCUACCGCAUCAGAGGCUGGCAAGGACCACGAGGCGCACUGCUACUGUGGCGAGAAGAGUGAUUGGCUAGCACAAAUGUUACUAUGCUGUCGAUGCUCCCGCUGGUUUCACCAAAGAUGCGUGUCGAGUUUGCAGUAUCCACUCUACGCAGGGGAUAAGUUGUAUAUAUUCGCGUGCGCCAACUGCAACGGCGGCGUGGAGUACCUGCGCCGGCUGGAGCUGUGCUGGCUGGAGCUGGCGCACCUGGCGCUGUUCAACCUCACGGCGUACAACGCACCCAACUACUUCGACUUCGACACCGUCAUCAUGCCCUACAUCAUGGACAACUGGCACGCGCUGCAGCUCCCCGAGAAGAUGUGGCGGACGCCCGUGAACGAGCGUCGCGAGAAGAUCCUCACGGCGCUGACGUCGUCGCGGAAGCGCUUCAAGUGCGGCCGCGAGAUGAAGAAGCGCGCCACCAUCUGGGGGCUGCGGCUGCGCAGGCCUCCGCCCCCGCCGCUGCAGCUGUCCGCCCUCGAGCAGCUAAAAGAAGGAGAGCCCCUGACUGACAAGCUGGUGAGAGAGUACGCGCCGCGGCUGCGCUUUCUGUCCAGAGCGCCUUCACCACACGUUGACGUUUCACCUGACGAUAGUUCACAACCUUCGAGUAGUAACAACGACAAAAGUUCCUAUAAGAGUAAUAAUCAAAGGAUGAUAGUUCCAGUAGACGGCCACUGGCUCAAUCUGAUGAUGGGGAAACGGUUCCACGAGAACUUGAACUCCAACUCCAACUCCGAAAAUGAUUCAGCCAGCUCCUACGAAUCGGCCAAAAUCGACGAGCAACCCUCACCCACCUGCACUUCCACCGCUAGGAAAUCCGAUGCCAAAGAUGAUAUAGAGAAAGUGACUGAAGUUAAUGAAAACGAAUGCAAUGAAGCUAAAUCCACCUGCGAGGAUAUACCCUCCCUCCUCCCUUGUUCGGUCAAACUGGACAAGAUCCCCAAAGACACCGAAGACAUCUCGAGCAACAACGUCACAUGUAAUCUAAAUAUCACCACCUCGAGGAUAGCCACAAUGAAUCUCGAAGUAUCCAAAUUAUCAACCAAAAACAUUAUAGAACAUUCCAAAAUAAUGUCUCUCCAACACAUGGACAGUUUACCACCGUACAGUUUCACACCGGAGCUCGAGUCGUCGGGAGACGAAACCUCGAGUAGAGGCACUUUAGAUGCUAUAAUACCGCCGCUUAAAGAUUUCCAAGGGAAAAACAACCCGUUUUUAAUGAACACAUAUCCAUCGAAAACACCGUUUUCGUCAAAUAUGAAUCUGUACAAUAAACAGAAUGGGCGCAGUCAGUACCAUUCUCGGUUCUCGUUGCCCAACCAUCCGCCUCUCUUGGGCCCCACGAUUAGACCUUUGAAAAGGAAGUUGAGCGAAAAAGAUAUCGUGAUCGGUCCAAAUGGCGAAGUGAAGAGACGGAAGUAUAGACGGCCGCGGAAACACCUACAGUUGCAGCUGAACAAAUCCUGCCCACUGCCCGACGACGCUGCAAAGUCGGCGCAGACGCCGACUGAAAACGGCGACGUGACUCCUCCCGCCGCGCACAACAUGAAUAACGUAAAAUUUCACGGCAGGAGAUUAAGACAGAGGCCGGAGAAAAAUUACUACGAGAAUGCGCGAAGGAAUACCAACAACACGGCGAAUAGUAACAACAGCGUGAAGAGUUUGCAGUUGAGCCCGCACAAGGCCAGCAGCGGCGCCACUGAAGUCGACGCGCGGCAGCUGUCAGCGUUGAAGUCCAGCGUGCAGUCGUACUUCAGAGCGGGACAGACGUACCGUGUUCUCGCGCGGAGAGUCGCGCCGGGACACUCCCCAGCCUACCUCAUAGAGUGGGACUCCGCUUCGUAGUGCGAGGCGAACAAGAAUUUAUUUAAUUAUACAUAUUAAUGUAAUUUUUUUUUAAUAUAUAAGUGCUUGUCUGUAGCCUAAUUUAGUUGUACAGUAAGUUGAAGGAAUGUGAUAUAUUAUUAUUCCAA